CGAGGCGGAAGUGGCGGGGGCGGCGCCAUGGCUGAGGGUUCCGCCGGGUGAGGUGCCUGAGGCGGGUUUGUCCCCGCGUGGCGGCUCCCCUAGCCGGGCUGAGGGCCGAGGGCGUCCGGCCCUCCCCGAUCAGGCGAAUGUAAGAACCGACGACGGUGAGCCCGAGAGCGCGGCGAACUAGGUGAACACGGGCCCGGUAGCCAGCGUGGCCGGCUCUCCGCAGGCCCUGGCGGCCGCGGCGGCCUGGUUUCUCCCGAGCGCCCUCCGCCCGACGGCUCCGGCCCCGCGCGUCAUUGGCCUCUUCUCCCUCACGCGUUAAUGGAGGAGCCGGAGCCCCAGCCCCUGGAAAGCGACGCCCCCACUGGUUCGUGAGACAGCUUCUUGGGAGUGCGAUCAGAGACUCAGGCCGCCGGGCUUGGCUCCAAAUCUCCCCCCUCCCCCAAAGCGAGUCUCCGAUCCUUGGGCGACGGUGACCCCACUUGACCGCCUGUCGCCACCUCGGGAAGCUCUCAUGGUUGUUUUAAGUCGCCCCUCGUCGCGGGCACCGAAAACCGAUGAGCGUCUUCUCCCUAAGGUUCCUCAGUCAGUCCUUGGGCCUGUCCUUUUUUAAAAAGCAAAGCGGUUUAUAAUAGUUGACUUGUGGUUCGGUGCGUGAGAGUCCUGGCCGUCUGUCUGAAGGUAGGGACUGCGUCUUGGUCUUUGUGACCGACCUCUUGUGUAGUGGGCCAGGUUGUGUCGAGUCAGCGUCUGAACUGUUUGGUGACAGAAAUGUUCUAGAACCACCAACCCAGCGUCUUAAAAACUGUUCUAAAGCCACUAACGGAAUCUCCUUUCUCCUGCACAAGGGCUCAGUGCUGCCUGAGAAAUCCAAUCAGGAUUAAUCCAAUCUUGAGAAACUGCAUCCGAAAAAACCCUGCCUCUGUAUGUCUGCAAUAUCAGCUUGGAGUCCUCGGGUUCCUCAGGGAUGGAGAGUCCUCAGCACUGUUAACAGUAAUGCCUGUCAGUUGAGGAGAUGGCUUCUUUGCAAAGAAAAGGGCUGCAGGCAAGGAUUCUCAGCUCUGAAGAAGAGGAGAAAUUGAAAAGAGAUCAAGCUUUGGUGUCCGAUUUUAAGCAGCAGAAACUGGAAAAAGAGGCUCAGAAGAACUGGGACCUUUUUUACAAAAGAAAUAGUACUAACUUCUUCAAAGAUAGACACUGGACCACCCGAGAGUUUGAGGAUCUCAGAUCCUGUAGAGAGCAAAAUCCUUUAUAUGACUCAGAAAGAUGCAAGGUGUUCCAGUGUGAUCUAACCAAAGAUGACCUUCUGGAACAUGUGCCCCCAGAAUCUGUGGAUGUUGUCAUGUUGAUAUUUGUACUCUCUGCUGUUCACCCUGAUAAGAUGCACCUUGUCUUACAAAAUAUUUACCAGGUAUUGAAACCAGGCAAAAGUGUCUUGUUUCGUGACUAUGGGCUGUAUGAUCAUGCCAUGCUCAGGUUUAAAGCUGGCAGCAAACUUGGGGAAAACUUUUAUGCUAGACAAGAUGGAACAAGAUCAUAUUUUUUUACUGAUGAAUUCCUGGCUCGGCUCUUUACGGACACAGGUUACGAAGAAGUGGUGAAUGAGUAUGUGUUUCGUGAGACGGUGAACAAAAAAGAAGGCCUGUGUGUGCCAAGGGUUUUCCUUCAGAGCAAAUUCCGAAAGUGUCCUAAGAACCCAACUCCAUGACCAUGGGCUGGGUCACAAAUUGUGACCUUUCAUGAGGUUGACAUUUGUGCCUCCGCUUGAAGAGGAAAGGUUAAAGCCACUAUUUUGUAUAUUUUUAUAUCUCAACCUUUUAAAAUGAGUAUAUAUAAUUUUUAUAUUAAAAAAUAGCAAGCGUG
This is a messenger RNA of Canis lupus familiaris (dog), 1860 nucleotides long. It is a transcript of the gene METTL6, whose product is annotated as methyltransferase like 6. The transcript is spliced from 4 exons. The record is from RefSeq and is a predicted model, not a curated record. Bases 1013 to 1705 code for a protein of 230 amino acids. NCBI's taxonomy places the organism in Eukaryota, Metazoa, Chordata, Mammalia, Carnivora, Canidae.